This is a messenger RNA of Amorphotheca resinae ATCC 22711, 523 nucleotides long. RefSeq lists its product as hypothetical. Bases 103 to 432 code for a protein of 109 amino acids. The record is from RefSeq and is a predicted model, not a curated record. Lineage: Eukaryota; Fungi; Ascomycota; Leotiomycetes; Helotiales; Amorphothecaceae. The transcript is spliced from 2 exons.
CAACGCCUAGUGAGCGUUAUACUCCUUGUACCUGGGAAGGACUUAUACCCCGUACGGCGUAGAUGCGGCUGAGCUCGUGGCUCACAUCAGAGGCAAACAAAGAUGCAUCCAACAUAUCGACUGCUGCAACGUGCCUGUCAAAUCACGCUCUUCACUCGAGCCAACUGCUCAUUGUGCACCAAAGCCAAACAGACAUUGUCCAACGUUUGGGAUACUCGCCCCUUCUUGUACAAGGAAAUCGAUGUGAUGACCCCGGAAGCAAAAGGCUGGCGAGAUCUUUAUGAAUUCGACACCCCUGUGAUCCAUGUCAGUCGUUCUGAGAAAGGGGAAGAGCUUCCAGAGGCGGCAUCCAAGGCAAAGAAGCUCAUGCAUAGGUUCACGGAUGAGGAAGUGAAGGCGGUGAUGGAUUCUGUGGAGCAGGAAUCUAUUUGAUCAGUGCUGGCCUUGAAUUACGGGUCCGAUGAUUCUCACUCUACAAUGUGACAUUCCCGGGCUCGGGUCAUUUGGCUGACUUUCCCGCGGG